Molecule: messenger RNA, 1110 nt
Organism: Drosophila kikkawai
Lineage: Eukaryota; Metazoa; Arthropoda; Insecta; Diptera; Drosophilidae
Gene: Dhpr
Product: dihydropteridine reductase
Biological process (GO): tetrahydrobiopterin biosynthetic process; L-phenylalanine catabolic process
Cellular component (GO): cytoplasm
Molecular function (GO): NADPH binding; 6,7-dihydropteridine reductase activity; NADH binding
Source: RefSeq, a predicted model, not a curated record
UUUAUUGAUUUUCCACUUGUUGCUGCCGCCUGUGACUCUCGGAGCGUAUAAAAAGCUAUUUUGAGAAGCUCAAGCUCAAAACCCGACUUGCAAAUUUAUUCUCCGAGUAUUACCGGUAGAACUGGUCUCCCCGCCGCGGUUAAAAACCCCCCAGCUGCGUUCAAAGCUCCCGCUUUUGACUCACCGCCGAUCCAACAAGCGGGGAAUUAAAAUUUCUCGUGUUUUUUCCAAAUCAGUUUUAUUUGAGCCGCAAAACUGGCAGCACGCAUCAUGUCCGCAGGUCGAGUAGUUAUCUAUGGUGGUAAGGGAGCCUUGGGCUCCGCCUGUGUCGAUCACUUCAAAGCCAACAAUUAUUGGGUCGGCAGCAUUGACUUGUCAGAGAACGAGAAGGCCGAUGUCAGCAUUGUGGUGCCACGCGAUGCUUCGUGGUCGGAGCAGGAGGACGCGGUGGUCUGCAAGGUGGGGGAAUCCCUGUCGGGCCAGAAAUUGGAUGCCGUCAUCUGCGUGGCCGGCGGCUGGGCCGGUGGCAAUGCCAAGAAGGAUCUGGCCAAGAACGCCGAUCUCAUGUGGAAACAGAGCGUUUGGACCUCGUCCAUAUCCGCCGCUGUGGCGGCUCAGUACCUUAAGGAGGGCGGAUUACUAGCUUUGACUGGUGCUAAGCCCGCUCUGGAGGGCACUCCCGGCAUGAUUGGCUACGGCAUGGCCAAGGCUGCCGUCCACCAGCUUACCCAAUCGCUCGGCGCCGACAAGUCCGGCCUGCCAGCUGGAUCUUUGGCGGUAUCCAUCCUUCCCGUAACCCUGGAUACGCCCAUGAACCGCAAAUGGAUGCCGGAUGCAGACUUUGGCACUUGGACGCCGCUCACCGAGGUGGCUGGACUCUUCCAAAAGUGGACUCAGGGACAGGAACGUCCCAAGACCGGAUCCCUGCUGCAGCUGAUCACCAAAAACGGAGUCACAGAGCUCGUUGCAGCUGAAUAGGACUGAAGAUAUCGAAUACACAGGAUCCAAAAAACAGAACAAUAAUGCUCAAAAAACAUAAUCUACCAAAUGCUUGGCGCUUGUACAUAAACUAUUCAUAAAUAAAUCGCUGGGCGGCUUUCGAUCGUUUAA